Morus notabilis is the source of this 3992-nucleotide messenger RNA. RefSeq names its product TPR and ankyrin repeat-containing protein 1. The transcript has 11 exons. NCBI's taxonomy places the organism in Eukaryota, Viridiplantae, Streptophyta, Magnoliopsida, Rosales, Moraceae. The record is from RefSeq and is a predicted model, not a curated record. Gene Ontology annotation, molecular function: ATP binding. The coding region runs from base 222 to 3992 and encodes 1256 amino acids.
UGGAUUGAAAACAACAACAGAAUGCUCUUCUUCCUUUCCGAAAGAGAGAAAAAAAAAAAAAAAAAAGAAAGGAUUCCGAUCAAUAUAUCUUUGUUUGAAUGCAUGUUAGUGCUCUGUACUGCAAAUCAUCUUUUUCACACUUGCUUCUCAAUGUUGGUGUGAUAUAUAAGAGGAGUUGAGUGGUAGAGAUAUAGUUGUGAAAGCUUGGUAAAAGAAAAAAGAUGGGAGGGCAAACGUCAAGAGAGAGAAAGAGAAAUCCCACUGAUCCUUUCACUGAUACUGUGUUUUCUUCGUCAGUGGAAGACAUUUCCAAUGAAAAUCUUUAUAAAGACAAGCAACUUAUGGGAGCUGGGGAAUCUUCCAACAAGUUAAUGCUAGAAGUUUCCAAGCUCAAGAUUAGCUUGAGUACUCAUCAUGGUGGAUUUAGAAACAGAGAUCAGUACUAUCUUCCGGGCCCACUCUUUGGUCCCUACUCUUUUGUAAACAUUUCUUGUGGAAAAGAAGAAAUGGACGAUGAUGAUCAACAUAACAGGAAAAAUAUGGUUGAAGUUGCUGUUGUGGUUAGAGCUGUCCAGAAUCUCUACAAAGCAUGGAAGGGCUUCAGAAAGCAGCUUAGCAUUGCUGUGGCAUCUCCAUAUACUGCUCAAGUUGACGAAAUAAAAGACAAACUUGGAGAGAAGUACAAGAAUCUUGAUAAAUUUAUAGUGAAAGUGUUGACGUUUGAUGAGUUACAAGGAAAAGAAGAGGAUAUAAUAAUAUUAUCCACUGUAAGAUCAAACUGUGACGGAUCACUUGGAUUGCUUUCUAAUAACCAAAGAGUCAAUAAUGUAGCUUUGACAACAGCCAGACAGUGUCUUUGGAUUCUGGGAAAUGAAAGAACUUUGUCAAAAAAUGAUUCUGUUUGGAAAUCGAUUAUAUGCGACGCAAAGAAUCGGAAUUGUUUCUUCAAUAUUGAGGAAGACAAGGAGAUGUCAGACUUUGUAAAUGAAAUCAAGAAAGAGCUUGAUCAAUUGGAUGAGGUGUUUGAUGCUAAUAGUCCCCUUUUCAAGAAUGCUAGGUGGAAGGUUCUGUUCAGCGAUAACUUCAGGAAAUCAUUCGGUAAGAUUAAGUCAUUGCAGAUGAAGAAGUUAGUCAUGAACCUGUUACUGAGGCUUGCGAAUGGCUGGAGACCGAAGCAGAGGAAUGUUGGCAUAAUCUGUGAUAAAUCAAAACUUGCUCUGAAACAAUUCAAGGUUAAAGAUCUUUAUGUUAUUUGUUCAGUUGACAUAGACCAUGAGGAAUUUCGGUACAUCCAAGUUUUGAAGGUCUGGGAUUUGCUGCCGCUGGUGGACAUUCCAAAACUGGUCAAGAGACUUGAUUCCAUGUUUCUGACAUACACUGAUAAGUUUCUUAAUCAUUGCAAGGAAAAAUGUAUUGAAGGGGGUUUGGAGAUUCCAAUGAGCUGGGAAACAUCCCAUCACAUUGUGCGUCACAAGAAAUCUAGCUGCAUUCAAGAAGGAAAUAAUGAAAGAAGGUUUUUGCAGGAUUCAAAGGUCGGUGACAGUUUGCUGCUUACGAAAUUCUAUUCAAUCUCGUCUGGUAUGGUGAGCGACUUGCUCUCUAGCUGCAAUGGCAUGGAACUGGAACUUCCAUUCGAAUUGACUAGACAAGAAAUGGAGAUAAUCAAUUUUGGUAAAAGCUCCUUCAUUCUUGGGAGGUCAGGAACAGGAAAAACAACAGUCCUUAUUAGAAAGUUAGUUCAGAUAGAGCAGUUAUAUCAUGUAGCUUCAGAAGGUUUCCAUGAAUUCAAAGGUUGUAGAUCCUCCAAGUUUGAAAUAGCAGAAGAUGGUGAAAGAGUUGAAGAAAGCGAGGAGACGUUUCUGCACCAGAUUUUUGUGACUCUCAAUCCACGACUAUGUUGUGCUGUAAAACAACAUGUUUCUGGAUUGACAAGGUUUGCUUGUGGUGAGAAAUCUGCAGAAGAUUCGACUUCAAUUCGUUUGGAUGAUAUGGAUGAUGUAUCGAAUUUUGAAGAAAUUCCAGAUUCUUUUGUCGGUCUCCCUCCUAAUUUAUACCCACUUGUUCUAACAUUUCACAAGUUUCUCAUAAUGCUGGAUGGAACAUUAGGCAAUUCAUUCUUUGAUAGAUUUCCUGAAGCAAAGGAAGAUUCUAAUGAAAGUUCAAAAUCAAUGGCCUUAACCACAUUUAUUAGAAUGAAGGAAGUUAACUUUCACAAGUUUAACAUUUCUUAUUGGCCUCAUUUCAAAAAGAAGUUAACCAACGGUCUUGAUCCCUCCACAGUUUUCGCGGAAAUAACGUCUUAUAUAAAGGGUGGACUGCAGGCUUGGAAUGUUCGUGAUGGAAAACUUAGUUGCAAGGAUUAUAUUUCGCUGUCCAGUAGCCGGGUGUCAACAUUAAGUGAACCUGAAAGGCAGCAGAUAUACGAGAUUUUUAUGCAAUAUGAAAAGAAAAAGAAAAUGAAUGUUGAAUAUGAUUUGGCUGAUCUAGUGACUGAUCUUCAUCUUCGACUCAAAGAAAAAGAGUACGAGGCUGCCAAGUUUGACUUUGUAUAUAUCGAUGAAGUGCAGGAUUUAACUAUGGGCCAGAUUGCACUUUUUAGACAUGUGUGUAGAAAUGUGGAAGGUGGUUUUGUUUUCGCCGGUGAUACUGCGCAGACAAUUGCAAAAGGGAUUGACUUUAGAUUUGAGGACAUUCGCCACCUUUUCUAUGAGGAAUUUGUAAUGAAAUCAAGAGGUGAUAGAAUCUAUGGGAGAGGAGAGAAAGGUGUAAUUGCAGGCAUAUCCCAGUUGAGCCAGAACUUUCGAACUCAUGCGGGUGUUUUGAAGCUAGCUCAGAGUGUUAUUGACCUUGUUUAUCAUUUUUUCCCACUCUCUAUAGAUCCCUUGAACCCUGAGACAAGCCUCAUCGAUGGGGAAACUCCAGUAUUGGUUGAAUCUAGGAAUGGUAAAAUUGAGUUCUCUUUCAUGUUGAGUAAUUCUGGAGAUUGUGGAAGGAGUCUGGUUGGCUUUGGAGCUGACCAGGUUGUCUUGGUAAGAGAUGACAACGUCAAGAAUGAAAUUCUGAAAUACAGUGGGAAUCAUGCUCUUAUAUUAACAAUAUCCGAGUGCAAGGGCCUAGAAUUUCAGGAUGUCCUGUUGUACAAUUUCCUUUCUUCAUCACCUAUCAAAGAACAAUGGAACCUCAUAUACUCUUUUAUGAAGGAAAAGAAUAUCCUUGGCCAUACAUCACGGUGGUCGUUUCCAAGUUUGGACCAUGCUAAGCAUAGACUUUUGUGUUCUGAGCUGAAGCAACUGUAUGUGGCUAUUACUCGUACAAGGCAAAGGCUAUGGAUUCUUGAGACUGGUGACGGUGAAGGGUUUUCCGCACCCAUGUGCGACUAUUGGAAAACGAUGCAACUUGUCAAAGUUCGAGGACUUGAUGAUUCAUUUUUGGAGGAGAUCCAAGUUUGCAGCAGCAAAGAGGAGUGGAAGUCGAGAGGCAUUAAGCUUUUCAAAGAACAGAAGUAUGAGCCUGCAAAAAUGUGCUUUGAAAGAGCAGGAGAGGCGUUUUUGGCAAAGUGGGCUGAAGCUUCUGGCCUUCGAGCUGCUGCUUGGAAUAUAAGCACUUCAAAUUCUGAUGUGGCUGGGGUGUAUCUCAAGAAUGCUGCUAUAAUAUUCAAUUCUAUUGAAAAAUUUGAGGAAGCUGCCAAGUGCUUCUACGAAUCGAAGGAAUACAAUUUGGCUGGUUCUAUUUAUCUGGAAAAUUUUGGGGAUUCUAAGCUACAAGAAGCUGGAGAAUGUUUUGUUCGAGCACGGUCUUAUGAGCGUGCAGCUUUUGCAUAUGCCAAGGGCAACUUCUUCACUAAAUGUUUGGAAUCUUGCCUUCAGGGAAAACUAUUUAACAAGGGACUUCAUUACAUUCCCUACUGGAAAGACCAUGCAACCCAAAAUAAUUACAUGACAAGAGACAUGAAUGAAAUCGAUGCAAUCCAUCCCAAAAGCUUAAACUAUUAG